This is a messenger RNA of Marchantia polymorpha subsp. ruderalis, 1364 nucleotides long. The record is from the annotation of a GenBank genome assembly. Lineage: Eukaryota; Viridiplantae; Streptophyta; Marchantiopsida; Marchantiales; Marchantiaceae.
GGCAGUGAAGCGGGAUAUCGAGCAAGGAGCAGAUAUUGUUAUCGCCACUCCGGGGCGACUGAAUGAUUUUUUGGAAUUGAAAGAAAUCAGUCUACGACAAGUGACAUACCCGGUCCUAGACGAAGCAGAUCGGAUGCUGGAUAUGGGUUUUGAGCCUCAAGUCAGAAAGAUCGUGAAUGAAAUCCCGGCUAGAAGACAAACACUUACGUAUACUGCCACAGGGCCUAAGGAAGUUCGAAAAAUCGGCUGGGAAUUUGCUUGUGAGCCCCGUGCAGGUCAACAUCGGAAAUACGGAUGAUUUGUCGGCCAACAAGUCGAUCACUCAGCAUGUAGAAGUUGUUUCACCCUUUGAGAAGCAAAGGAGGUUGGAGCAGAUUUUUCGGAGUCAAGAACCAGGCUCGGAUAUGAUUGUUUUUUAUUCUACAAAACGCAUGUGUGAUCAACUUGCACGUAGUUUAGGUCGUGACUUUGGUGCAGCAGCCAUCCUUGGUGACAACUCACAGGUGAAAUGGUUCUUUCUCAGUUUAAUAUCAAAAAGUCUCCUGUAUUAGUCGCCACAGAUGUAGUAGCGAGGACUGGACAUCAAAGACAUCAGGGUGGUUAUAAAUUAUGACUUUCCCAUCGGAGUGGAGGAUUACGUCCAUCGGAUUGGAAGAACUGGUCGAGCAGGCGCCACAGGUCUAGCUCACAUGUUCUUGGCCGAGCAGGACGGGAAGUACGCGAAAGAGUUGACCAAAGUCCUCGAAGAUGCCAAUCAGAAGGUGCCUCAGGAGUUGAGAGAGGACGGGAAGUACGCGAAAGAGUUGACCAAAGUCCUCGAAGAUGCCAUUCAGAAGGUGCCUCAGGAGUCGAGUCCGCAACAGUGGACAGAUGAGGCAGAGACUUGGGAACCAGAGGAAAACGUUUCCCCUGAAGUUAUUGCAGAGUUUACUGACAGCCUGCAAAGUCAACAGAGCUGAUCUAGCAGCCCGUUAGGGACUUAGGAACAUUAACGAGGUUUAGAAGUAUAGAAUGUAAAGUUGCAACUUGGAGCGGUAAUUAGGACGGAAGGAUGUGUGACAUUUUGUCAAGAAAAGGGCCUGUCAGUCCUCCAAUCAAUAUUUAUCUUAUCGCAGUUCAAAUUCUGGCUCCUUUUAUGAUUCCUUCAGUAGACUUAGGUUUGUGAAGAAAAGCGCAAUUUAUCAGAAGACAUACAUUUUGUAAUAUUGAUAGGGUCGUGAUGGCUGGAGCAGCCGUUCCGAGAGUGGACUCAAGGAUCUCUGGACUGAGUUCGGAGGUGUGGCUUGAGUGCCAAUUGUAAUCUCGACAGUAGGGAGUCAGAGAUAUAUCUUGUACACACGACGGACAUCGCGGACACCUCAGGC